UUUGUCCUCGGGUGAUUUGUCAGUCUAUUGUGUCCUCCCCUGAGCUUUGAGGGGAUGGGUCUGGGCUUCUCCGCAGGUCGUGUAAAGUUGCUGCUGAAAAGAAUGAGCGACGGGCUCCCCGGUGUAAAGCCCGGUAACUGCACACUCUUGUUCAUCCCUGGGAGAGGAGGAAGCUGCAGUCUUUCCCUCGGGUGGUGGGUGGAGAGGGGGUGGCGCAUGGUUUCAGGCUGGACAUCUGUAGCUUUAGAGCGUUUUUUUUUUCUAGGCCGGGUCUCUCGGUUAUUGAAUGGAGCCAGUGACCUGUCAGUCUUGACUGAUGGGACCCCGUGUGUGGGAAAAUCCCACAGCCAAAGAGUUGCGGCAUUCACAUGCUAAUGUUGCCCUAUAAAUACGAGGGCCGUGGCGCGCCGAGGGCCCUAGAGACGCGCUCAGAUUAACGGGAGAAGACACAGGAGCGGACAGACACCAGAGGGAAGGAAGAGCAUGACUGCUUCAUCCAUGGCGCACAACAUGGGGAAACAUCCCGGUGCCAAGGCGGAGAGAAAGCUCAGAAAGCCACUCAUUGAGAGGAAACGGCGGGAGAGGAUCAACACUUGUUUGGACCAGCUGAAAGACACUGUGAUCGGAGCGUUCAGACUUGAUCAAUCCAAGCUGGAGAAAGCCGACAUCCUGGAGAUGACAGUGAAACAUCUGCAGGACAUCCAGAGCAUUAAACUCAGCGAUUCCUCAUCAGGCCUGGCGGCCCAGCAGAAAUACAGCACGGGCUACAUCCAGUGCAUGCAUGAGGUCCACAACAUGCUGCUCACGUGUGACUGGAUGGACAAGACUCUGGGCUCCCGCCUGCUCAACCACCUCCUCAAGUCCCUGCCCAGGUCCUCCGACGAGCAUCCCCUCACCCAGUCCACGCACAGACACAGCUUCCCCCCUCCAGCCGGCCAAGUUAUCCCCGGGACACCCCUCAGAGGGGAGUGCCUGUCUGGGAGGCAGCUCCAGAGAGAGGGGCCCAACUGCCAUGUAGCUGGACGUCAGGAGAGGGCCGCAAUACACAGCUCCCACCUGGGGAUGCUGGAGAUGUGGAGGCCCUGGUGAAUGGGUGAAUUCAUGAUCUUGGUUCUCCAUUUUCUUAGACCAUCCUCUGUUAUGUAUCUUAUAGAUAUGGUGCUCAGAAGACAAACCUGUGGGACAGUUUGGUUCCAGUGAUUAUUAUUGUAGGUGUGCUUUAAUGAUCCUUUUCUCAGUACUUCUCUUCAGAAGUCGACUUCUUGUAGCCUGCAUUAUAGAAGGCUCUUAUUAAUCUUUCAUGUAUUUAUUGUAUUAACAGCUUUAUUUAUUUGAUGUUAUAAGGCAUGACUUUUUGAUUCUUAGACCACUUGCUUGCUGUUGCAUAGAUUUGUAUGUCUUCCUCCACUACUGUAAAAUUAACCUAAACAUUAUAAUAAUAAAACUAAUUUGACAUUUUAUUCAGAUUUGAUAGUA
This is a messenger RNA of Pleuronectes platessa (European plaice), 1476 nucleotides long. RefSeq names its product hairy-related 8.2 (gene her8.2). Lineage: Eukaryota; Metazoa; Chordata; Actinopteri; Pleuronectiformes; Pleuronectidae. The transcript is spliced from 4 exons. The coding region runs from base 484 to 1089 and encodes 201 amino acids. Gene Ontology annotation, molecular function: protein dimerization activity; RNA polymerase II cis-regulatory region sequence-specific DNA binding; DNA-binding transcription factor activity, RNA polymerase II-specific. The record is from RefSeq and is a predicted model, not a curated record. Gene Ontology annotation, cellular component: nucleus. Gene Ontology annotation, biological process: regulation of neurogenesis; anterior/posterior pattern specification; regulation of transcription by RNA polymerase II.